UUCCUUCUCGAUGUGGUCUUGACAGAAUGCCGCCGCCUCAUUUAUCCCAAUAUUCCCCUCUGCACACCGGGAGAAGCUUCAUCUGCUACCGGGAUGUUAACAGGGCCAUCGAGAAGCACAGGGAGAUCUACGGGCUGCGGCUGGUGCUCAAAAAGGCCGUCAAGCUUGAAAACUACUGCCUCACCGUUGACCAGAUGCGGGACCUCAAUUUCCGUCUUAAAUAUGGCCAGCUUGAUUACCAGUGCUCGGUGGACAACGGGAGACCUGGCAGACCUGGGAACGAUGAGCGGUGUCCAAGGCUGGUCCGGCUACGGUUGAGUCCUGAUGCCCGCACGCUGGUGGUAUACGACACCCACGUCCACGACACCCCACCCAAACCCUUCCCCGGGGUGACGCAAGUGCUGCCCCCCACACCCAAGGGCCUCUCCCCACCAUGCCCCGUGCCCGAGCCCAUCACCGUCCUCUCCCCCCCCAGCCUGGUGUCCAUGUCCCAGGUGCAGGAGACGCCCCCACAGCAAUCCACCCCCAUCUCCACCCUCUCCCCCACACCCAUCUACAGCAGCCCCCACCUCUCCAUCACCCCCAUAGAGAGCCCCCACACCCCUAUCGACACCCACCACACCCCUAACUCCUCCCUCUCCAGCCAUGAGAAGAUCACCGUCAAGCUCAAGAAGUCGCAGUUCUCGCCCAAUGAGAUGGUGGUGGUGGGCAGCGCCAGGCACGCCCAGGAACAGCUUGAGCUCAGGAACUCCCCCGAGAAGACACCAGGCACCCCGGGCGGCUUUGCGUCCCCCGAUAAGGUGAUGGCCAGGCAGCAUGAGCAGCAGGUGGCCAGGCAGCAGCACCAAGCACUAGCCAGGCAGCAGCACCAAGCAAUAGCUAGGCAACAGCACCAAGCACUAGCCAGACAGCAGCAGCAGGUGGCCCACAGGUACCCUGACGGCUCCUACACUGUGUCUAAGGUGGUGCGACGGUCCCCGGUGCGCCCCGAGAAGACCGGCACCUCCCCCUCAGAGCGACCCCCCGGCAGGCCCCUCAACAAGCAGCCCAUGGCCCGUGGGGAGAAGGUGGCCCGAGCCCCCCUGCGCCUCCCACCCCCUGGCAGGUCUGGGGACAAGGUGGGGGCCAGACUGGGGGCCACCGCCUACAGCAAUGGGACCUCACACACCAAUGGGGUUCGUGCCCUGCCCACCAAGAGGGUCCCCAAGAAGAAGAGAGCCAAGCAGACCGACCCCUCCUUUGACCUCUCCAUGCUGACCCCUCUGGACACUGAGCUCGGUGUCAGUGAAAAGCAGCAGCUGGCGCAUGGUGUGUUGCUGCGUCUGCUCCGCGUCACCAGCCAGCUGCCGAUGAUACAGUUCAGCCAUGCCCUCGACACUCUGGAGACCCUCACCGACGCCUACAAGCUGGAGCAGCGCGUCAACCUCACCAUCAGCCACGACCAUGAGGAAGAGUCUGAGAUGUACCCCCAUGACUCCUACGAGGUGGUGGAUCUGGAGGGGGAGGAGGUGGAGGAGGAGGGGAGCAGCGGAGGGGCCAGCGACGGCUACCAGUACGACGACACCGUUUCCUCCACCACCUACGACCACCGCCUGGCCAUCACGCAGGUGGACGGGGCGUGUGACGAGCUGGAUGCCGCCUGGGUGGGGAGAGGUGGCGGGGAGAAACGUCCUGUGAGUGGGUGGUGCGAGGGCGGAGAGGAGGAGGAGGAGGAGGUGGAGAGGUGUCAAAGCUUAUCCUCACAGUUGACUCAGGGAUGGAAGGUGGCCAGGAGUUCUCACUAGGGUCUUACUGCAUGGCGUCGGAGAGUACCGUACAUAACAUGGCUCACCUCCCGCCUGUUUAGUAUUAUCAGGACGUGCAGAGGAGGUUUGCAUAAGGAGAAGUUUUUGUAAAGAGUUUAUAAAGUGCUAAAUGCUCCUCCUGUCUCAUCAUCAAGAUCAAGAUGGUUUUAGUGAUGGGUGAUUCUGCCUGAUUCCCGAGGGGCCAUGUAUCUGCUAAGGCUGCUACUGUUUGGGGUCGUGAGAGACAGAGUGCGUGGGGGACUGGGGGCAUGAUAGACUGGUCAGCCUCCGAUGUGGCUGUGCCCCCGUGGUGUCCCUAGUGGAGUAUUCUCAUGUCUGUGUUUCAUGUUGUUGCUGCGGAGGUGUGUCAGCUCUUACUGCCAUCAACACGAGUGGUCUCCUCUCAUAUUUUUAUACCUACUGUUGAACUGGCACGGAAGACUGUGUUGUAGCAGUAAGGCAGAAGCUGGCCAGUGUGUGUGUCUCGAAGGGUACCUGAUAAAGCCUGCAUGAGAGUUUUGUUCAGAAGGGCUGUCAGGGCUCCUUGAUGCACCACAGGAUCUUCCCUCAAGGCCCUGUUAUCCCUGGUGGCCCCACACACCCCUUAGAGCAAGUUCCAGCUACAGACAGUGUGCUAGAAAUGACUCGUCUGGGGAAGUUUGUGAGUAUAGAGGAUGUGUUAUAUAAUUAUGCAAUGUACAUUAAGAGGUUUUGGGUGGACUGGACGAUGAUGAUUGCCUGCGAUUUAUGUUGAGACUAAAACACUGUGACUAUUUUAUCCUCGUUGCAGGAUUUUUAGGGUCAAAGACACUGCCAUUGUUAUUCAUCUCGUGUGGUUCAGGAUGACAUCUUAGUGGUGAUAAGCUAACCUGCCAGACUGUCAAGGUGUUCAGCGUCACCACCACGAGUCACCUGUGAGUGCUGUGCUAUCAAGUAGAUGUGGGGGAUCAACUCCACCUAAAGUCUUCCAAAUAUGUCGAGGCCGGUCUGGCGUAGGCUCCCGCGGGUCCUUUCCUCCCCUCUGCUCCGCCACACAGUCCCAACACCUGUCUCUUCCUCUCAUAUGUAAGCUAUAGGUAACAUAUGAGAGGAAAAAAUAGGUGUUGGGACGGUGUGGCAGAGUAGAGGGGAGAAAUGGACCGGCGGGAGCCAGCGCCAAAACGGACUCGACAAUUUGGUUUCACUAUAAGUACAUCCAUCAUUGGGCAAUUAAUUAGUCCAGCGUUAUGAUCCAAAAUGAACAGGGUGGCUAGUAAUUAGUAUUGUUAUAGGACGAGGCAGAUAACUAUACUCUUUUCACUUAAGUCUGACCCAAGCUGACAACAUAAACCUAAGCGUGUUCGUAAGCACAGUGCAGAUUAGCAGAAAGUGCUGCGUGAGGUAAACACAAACAGAGGUUAACCCGGUAGCUGUGGAAUCAUGUUUCUUAAUGGUCCCUCUAAGCGAGAAAAAUGAGAAAAAAAUCAUCACUCACACAAACCAUUUCAUAACAUAUAUCAAAGCAUUUCUGAUCAGUGUAUGUAUCAUCUAUUUUGGGGGAUUUAUAUCAUGGCACAAAUUUGGCCCGUCACUGCUACACGGUAAAGCUACAAAUUUGGCUGUCGCUGCUACACGGUAAAGCUACAAAUUUAGCCCGUCGCUGCUCCACAGUAAAGCAACAAAUUUGGCCCGUCGCUGCUACACGGUAAAGCUACAAAUUUGGCCCGUCGCUGCUACACGGUAAAGCUACAAAUUUGGCCCGUCACUGCUACACGGUAAAGCCACAAAUUUGGCCCGUCGCUGCUACCGGGUUAAAGAAAACUUGGAAGCCACAGCAGUAGCCAAUCAGCACUCAGCUUGCAAACACGCCUAGGUUUAUGUUGUCAGCUUGGGUCGGAUUUAAGUGAACGGACUAUAAUUUGUAACUUAUUUCUUUUAACUUCUUUAUUUUUUAGGAGCCAGGAAGGAGAUGUACCGCUAGGAAUAUUAUGUUAAGAGGCGUCAGUAUCCUUAGUUGUGUACGGCUUGUUUGAGCGACUUGUGUAGUGGUACUUAAGUUAACCAGCACCAGGCCUGUCUCUCUCUCAGGUGUUUGAUCCAGAGCUACCAUGCUACCAUUCACCCCACGGCCCACACACCACACCCAGAGCUACAACACCACCACACACCACAACCAGAACAACCAUGCUACCAUUCACCCUACUACACACCCCAACCACACACCACAACCAGAACUACCAUGCUACCAUUCACCCCACAGCCCACACCACCACACACCACGACCAGAACUACCAUGCUACCAUUCACCCCACGGCACACACACCACAGCCUGACCCAGAGCUACCACACCACCAUACACCCCACCACACACUACAACCAGAGCUACCAUGCUACCAUUCACCCACGGUCCCUUUGACAGCUCCAGAAACAGUACAGCUCUUUGUCGAAUGUGUCAGAAUUUAUCACAAACUUUUUCACCGCAAGACGGAAGCUCUUCUGCCGUGGCCAUCCCCUGGUGGGAGCUCCUAGGGGCAGGCGUCGAUGAAAUGAUGAAUGAUGAUGAAGAUGUACAAUAUUAUUAGAACACAGCCACACUCAUACCCUCACAGUGAUGCCUAUUUUGUCUAUUUAACAGCUCCGGAAACAGUACAAUUCUCGGUCGAGUGUGUCAGAAUUUAUCACAAACUUUUUCACCGCAAAAUGUACAAAAUUUUUAGAACACAGCCACACCCAUACCCACAGUGAUGCCUAUUUUGUCCCUUUAACAGCUCCGGAAACAGUACAUCUCUUGGUCAAAUGUAUCAGAAUUUAUCACAAACUUUUUCACCGCAAAA
Molecule: messenger RNA, 4597 nt
Organism: Eriocheir sinensis (Chinese mitten crab)
Lineage: Eukaryota; Metazoa; Arthropoda; Malacostraca; Decapoda; Varunidae
Exons: 7
Coding region: 27-1784 (585 amino acids)
Source: RefSeq, a predicted model, not a curated record